Messenger RNA from Pelodiscus sinensis (Chinese soft-shelled turtle), 2571 nucleotides. The record is from RefSeq and is a predicted model, not a curated record. NCBI's taxonomy places the organism in Eukaryota, Metazoa, Chordata, Testudines, Trionychidae.
UUCCUGUUGCUUUCUCGCCCUUUGCUGGCAGGAAGUUGCAGAACUUGUUAGUUUCAGUUUGUGUUCGGUCUCUUGGUGCUAGAGCCCCUGGCCUUGGGGGACUUCUCUGGGGGAGAAGGUCCUAUCAUGGGGACGUAGGAGACCACAAAACCAUGGCCCGACGGGAGCCUUCCCCUGCGGUGGUGGCUACGCUCAUUCAAAUCCUGAUCUGGGUGUGGGCCGAGGAAUGUCUGGGAGUUGCCUCAAACCCAGAUACCCUGCAAAUCCAUGGGAUAUCCCUGGGGAGAAAGAGGAGGGAGCCAGAAUGUCAGCUGGGAGAGUAUGUACAUCCAAACAGGACCCACUGCUGCAUGAGAUGCCACGCAGGGACAUAUUUGGCAGAAGACUGUAAGCCAGGCCAUCUUGCGCCUAUCUGCAUGCGAUGUCCGGUGGGCACGUACACGGCUACGGAUAACACUAUUAGGAAAUGCCAUAGUUGCCAACGGUGCCGUUCAGAACUGAACCAGAUAACACUGUCUGAGUGCACGGAAAAGAAGGAUACAGUGUGUGGUUGUCCAGACAAUCAGUAUAAGAGUUCAGCCAGAACUUUAUUCCAAUGUAGGAACUGUAGCCUAUGCAACAAUGGGACCAUCAGGCACAAAUGUACACAGAACAGUGACACGUUCUGUGUAUGUCACCAUGGAUUCUUCCUGAACAAACAUAAUAACUGCAAACCUUGCAGCAGCUGCAGUGAAGAAGAAUGUAAGGACUGUGGUGCAAUACAGAGACCACCAAUUUCCCCCACAGUGACAGAUGAGAACUGGAGAACUCAGGGUCAUACCCUCUUACUCAUCGGCCUCGUCGUGGUGUUUGCAACUAGCCUUGGAGCGGUCAUUGCAGUUAAAUUGAUCAAGAAAUACUGUCAAAAAGGGUCCUCUCUUAUUUUCUACUCCUGUGUUUCGACGCAGCAGCCAACAAAGGAGCCGGUAUCUGGAACAAGCAAGGUUGAGAUAAACGAGCAGAUAGCUGCCAUCCUUUCUCCACAACCACCCCAGCUUGAAGCAAUGUGGGCUGUCAAUGCUGCACCAAGUUCAAUGGUUGCACACGAGCUACCCGAUUGUGUCAGACCUGCUGGAAAGACUCAACUCCCAGACAAUCCUGCUGUUCUCUAUACUGUGGCCGACCACGUGUUGCCGUCUCGGUGGAAGGAAUUUGUGCGACGUUUGGGGCUGAGUGACUACGAGAUUGAGCGAAUUGAGCUGGAGCAGCGGCGGGUGCGGGAUGCCCAGUAUGAGAUGCUGCGACAGUGGAGGCUGCAGAUGGGCCAUGGUGCUACAGUUGAACGCAUCAGCUAUGUCCUCAACCAGAUGGAACUGAGUGGUUGCAGUGAGGCUGUUCAGGAGGCAUUGUCUAGGCAGCCCUAACUUCCAUUUUUACCUCCUUCACAGCCAGCUCUAACCCCCUUUGCUUUAGUGCCCCCUUCUCUAGCUCUGUGCCUCCUCUUCAGGGAGGAUUCUAAUCCACUCUUUUGUGUUUCUUUCCACCUCUAUUCCCCACCCCUCUGUUAUAUUUGUUGACUGGCAGCCAGUGAUGCUCGUAGAUGAUUAUGGAUCACUUUUCAAUGAACCACAAAGUCAAUUAUGCCUCCAGACCAAGAGAGAGUCCUACAGCAAAUGCCACGGGGGGAGUGCCUGCUAAUGAAUGGAACAGACUGAUUCUGUGACCAAAACAUGGCAGUCGACCCAUAACACGGAAUCCAGUCUCCUAGCUCUGGAAAGGUAUCACUGACUGAGGCCUGGGCAUAGGCAUUUAGGUGUUGGAUGGUGCUCCCACAAGAAAGAGGGGAAGAACUUCCUGUUCCUCUAGUGGUUGAAGGGAAUAAGAGGGUUUCUCAGGUGCUGAUGGGCCAGGUGAGAUGGUUGGUGCUAUUUCUGUAGUUCUUUUCUGUACCUAAAAACAUAUGUAAAAGAGCAUUAACAAUGUACAUGUAUUUGUGUCACUGUGUGUGUGUGUGUGUGUGUGUGUGUGUGUGUGUGUGUGUGUGUGUGUGUGUGGACAAGAGCAGGUGUGCACACCUGCAAGUUUGCAUGGAUGGGCGCGAAUGUGGUUUUGAAUGUACUUGCCUGUGUGCAUACAUGAAUGACUGGUUGGGAACAGAAAACUGCAUGCACAUAUGGUGGCGUGAGUGCAUCUGCACAUCUCUGCUUACACUCAGGCAAGGCAGGCAUGUAUAACUGUGGCCUCGUGUCAUCAUGUCUGCCUUUGGAUGAUUUGCUGAAUCUGAUUUUAUUGCAAAGAUGCUUGUAUAUAUUUUGUUAGGAACUUCUGAACAAUUUCACACUACUUCUCAGUCUCCAACUUACGAAUUGCCCCAAAAUUGGAGUUACUGAGUGAUAUUGCCCACACAGCUCUUUAUACCUGUUACAGUCUUCCAAGUGUUAGCCCUUGUGAGGUGUGUGUGUAUAGCUAAGAGCUCAAAUUAUCCUCACACCUUGUGAAUGUGGGUUCUCUGUCAGGGCCAGAGGGCCAGGAAGAUUUUCUUUAAACUCUUGUAAAUACACUAAAUACUCUGAAAUAAAAGCCAAUUUGUAA